Antechinus flavipes (yellow-footed antechinus) is the source of this 1611-nucleotide messenger RNA. Its product is annotated as SNW domain-containing protein 1-like. Gene Ontology annotation, cellular component: spliceosomal complex. Lineage: Eukaryota; Metazoa; Chordata; Mammalia; Dasyuromorphia; Dasyuridae. The transcript has a single exon. Bases 1 to 1611 code for a protein of 536 amino acids. The record is from RefSeq and is a predicted model, not a curated record. Gene Ontology annotation, biological process: mRNA splicing, via spliceosome.
AUGGCUCUGACCAGCUUUUUACCUGCUCCAACUCAGCUUUGUCAGGAACAGCUUGAGGCUGAGGAAAGGGCAAGAUCACAAAGAUCAAGGCAGACUGCCUUGGUCUCAUCAAGAAGAGAACCUCCCCCUUAUGGGUAUCGGAAAGGUUGGAUACCUCGUUUGUUAGAAGAUUUUGGAGAUGGAGGUGCCUUUCCAGAAAUACAUGUGGCCCAGUACCCAUUGGAUAUGGGAAGAAAGAAAAAAAUGUCCAAUGCAUUGGCCAUUCAGGUGGAUACAGAGGGAAAAAUUAAAUAUGAUGCAAUUGCUCGACAGGGACAAUCAAAGGACAAGGUCAUUUAUAGCAAAUACACUGACCUGGUACCCAAAGAAGUUAUGAAUGCAGAUGACCCAGACCUGCAAAGACCUGAUGAAGAAGCCAUUAAAGAGAUAACAGAAAAGACAAGAGUAGCUUUAGAGAAAUUUGUGUCUCAGAAGGUUGCUGCUGCUAUGCCAGUUCAAGCUGCAGAUAAAUUAGCUCCAGCUCAGUAUAUCUGGUAUACACCAUCUCAGCAAGGAGUAGCUUUCAAUUCUGGAGCUAAGCAUAGAGUUAUUCGCAUGGUAGAAAUGCAAAAAGAUCCAAUGGAGCCUCCAAGAUUCAAAAUUAAUAAGAAAAUUCCCCGUGGUCCUCCUUCUCCUCCUGCACCUGUUAUGCAUUCUCCUAGUCGAAAGAUAACUGUGAAAGAACAGCAAGAAUGGAAAAUUCCACCUUGUAUUUCAAACUGGAAAAAUGCAAAGGGCUAUACUAUUCCAUUAGACAAACGUCUGGCUGCUGAUGGGAGAGGACUGCAGACAGUCCACAUAAAUGAAAACUUCGCCAAACUAGCUGAAGCUCUUUAUAUUGCUGAUAGAAAGGCUCGUGAGGCAAUAGAGAUGCGAGCUCAAGUAGAGAGAAAGAUGGCCCAAAAGGAAAAGGAGAAACAUGAAGAAAAGCUUCGAAAAAUGGCCCAGAAAGCUCGGGAGAGAAGAGCUGGAAUCAAGACCCACGUAGAAAAAGAGGAUGGUGAGGCCCGGGAACGAGAUGAAAUAAGACAUGAUAGACGCAAAGAGAGACAACGUGACAGAAAUCUUUCCAGAGCAGCUCCUGAUAAGAGGUCAAAAUUACAGAGAAAUGAGAAUCGAGAUAUCAGUGAAGUCAUUGCUCUUGGUGUGCCCAAUCCUCGGACUUCCAAUGAAGUUCAGUAUGACCAGAGACUAUUCAACCAAACUAAGGGUAUGGACAGUGGUUUUGCUGGUGGAGAAGAUGAAAUUUAUAAUGUUUAUGAUCAAGCAUGGAGAAGUGGCAAAGACAUGGCUCAAAACAUCUACCGACCCAGCAAAAAUCUGGACAAAGACAUGUAUGGUGAUGACCUAGAGGCCCGAAUAAAGACCAACAGAUUUGUUCCCGAUAAGGUGUUCUCUGGCUCAGAUCAUAGACAGCGAGACCAUGAAGGACCAGUUCAAUUUGAAGAAGAUCCCUUUGGUCUGGACAAAUUUUUGAAAGAAGCUAAACAGCAUAGAGGGUCUAAAAGACCUUCAGACAGCAGCUGCCCUAAGGAACAUGAACAUGAAGGCAAGAAGAGGAGGAAGGAGUAA